GUGGGAGGAGCUGCCAUUUUGCAUUCUUGCCUCACAUUGUCUCACGUUGAGCGCAUUUGUUGCGAUUGUUGCUGCCUUUCCUCAAAAAAAAAUUGGGAAUUACCGUUCAUAAAAUCGUAAGAUUGAAGAAUGUCGCGUUACCGCGAGUGGGACCUCUCCUGCAAGGUUUAUGUGGGCGAUUUGGGGAGCAGUGCCAGUAAACACGAGAUUGAGAAUGUGUUCAGUAAAUAUGGACCUCUGAGGAAUGUUUGGGUGGCCAGAAACCCACCGGGUUUCGCAUUUGUCGAGUUUGAAGACCCCAGAGAUGCCGAGGAUGCCGUCAGAGGGCUGCACGGAACACGUUGCUGUGGAACACGUGUGAGAGUUGAGAUGUCCUCUGGUCGCAGUCGUCGAGGUGGUGGACGUCGUGGAGGUCCUAGGUACUCCAGGUCUCGGUCGCGUAGCCCACGAAGAAAAUCAAUUGGUCGAUAUCCCAGAUCCUUAUCAAAGAGUCCAAAGAGAUCUCCAGUGAACCGCUACUCCAGGUCACGUUCCCGUAGCCCACGCAGGAGGUCCCUGACCCGCAGCCGGAGCCGAGAUCGUCGCUCACGCUCCGACUCACGGGACAGACGGUACAGAUAUAUUAAAACUCUAGAUUUGCACCGAGUCACAAUGUCACGCUAUCGUGAGUGGGAUUUGUCCUGCAAAGUUUACGUCGGUAAUCUUGGAAGUAGUGCGAGUAAACACGAGAUUGAGAAUGCAUUCAGUCAGUAUGGGCCACUGAGGAAUGUUUGGGUUGCCAGGAAUCCACCGGGUUUCGCAUUCGUGGAGUUUGAGGAUCCCAGGGAUGCCGAGGACGCUGUUAGAGGACUCCAUGGAAAACGUUGCUGUGGUACGCGAGUGAGAGUGGAAAUGUCCUCAGGUCGUAGUCGUCGCGGCGGUGGUGGACGUCGUCCCGGUCCCAGAUACUCAAGGUCCAGGUCUCGAAGUCCCCGUAGGAGAUCAGUGGGUCGAUACUCCAGGUCAACAUCGAGAAGUCCCAGGCGCUCGCCUCGCGACCGCUACUCCAGGUCUCGUUCUCGCAGUCCACGCAGAAGAUCCCUGACUCGCAGCCGCAGCCGAGACCGUCGCUCUCGCUCUGACUCACGUGAUAGACGGUACAGAUAAUUCUCAAAAAAAAUCACCAAAAAAAGAAUGCCCUCGAAAUUCCUUAGCCGAAUUAACGAUUAAUCGAACGAUUCAAUUAACUCUGUAUUUCUUAAAAAUUAAUUGCAGUUAAGUGACAACAAAGAAGAUGAUCUCGAUGAAUUCUAGGAGGAGUUAACAUCUGAUUAAUAUUGAUUUAUUUGUAUAUAAACUGCUGUCACCUUGUUCAAAAAAAAGAGAGAAAAGAACAAAAUUGAUUGAAUUCAAGAAGAGAUAAUGAGAAUGAUGUUCGCUUCAGACUAGCUUUUGUCAUUAACACGCGAUAAAUUUGUAAAUUAGUCGUUCCACUCGUGUGAGUUUAAUCGUGCAUCACUUGACUUCAGUUAACAGCUUAUCUGUGGUAUUGAGAGCGAACAAAUUCGAUGACAUAUAUGAAUCAUUUUACAUGAGCUUAAUACGAUUGAUGAGAUAAAUGUAAUUUGUACCGGUGAGAGAUUCAUUGAUCAUUUGAUUCAGCAAUGUUCAACCAAUUGAUGAUUAAUUUUGGUUGAAGUUUGAGGAGAAUUCAGGAGGCAAAUCACGUUGAGUUACAUGAAACACUAUUGUUUUACGUUCUAUUAAUUAUUUUGUACUUUUUAUCGAUUUAAGAUUGGAAAUAAAUCUGUAACGCAUA
Molecule: messenger RNA, 1798 nt
Organism: Diachasma alloeum
Lineage: Eukaryota; Metazoa; Arthropoda; Insecta; Hymenoptera; Braconidae
Product: serine/arginine-rich splicing factor 7
Exons: 12
Coding region: 130-1146 (338 amino acids)
Biological process (GO): mRNA splicing, via spliceosome
Cellular component (GO): nuclear speck
Molecular function (GO): RNA binding
Source: RefSeq, a predicted model, not a curated record